Alternaria triticimaculans is the source of this 1518-nucleotide messenger RNA. RefSeq lists its product as uncharacterized. Bases 1 to 1518 code for a protein of 505 amino acids. The transcript has 6 exons. Lineage: Eukaryota; Fungi; Ascomycota; Dothideomycetes; Pleosporales; Pleosporaceae. The record is from RefSeq and is a predicted model, not a curated record.
AUGAGCUCAGCCUCAGCCUCCUCACAGGCUCCGCUGGAUGCCAACAAGCUCAUUCUCGAUCACGUAAUACACUACCGGAGCCGCCCUGGAAUCGAUCUACGGCCGGGCUGCACGAACUGCGACACCCUCGAUCGCCUUGUGCAGUUAAUACCAGCUGAAUGGACCUGGACCCGUGACAAGAACGACUGUCACAGGGAAGGACUUGAGCAGUUGAUAGCAUCCGAUGGACACAAGAUAUAUCUCCUUGAAGCAAAGAUAAAUCUUGAAGAUGUGUAUGGGUCUGAGGAUUUUAGGAUGAAGAUGGGCUUGGGUGAUCUGGACGUCAGUGGGAAAGGUGUAUGGGUAACUAAGGGUUUAUUAACUGCGUGGACAAAGCUCCUGAAGCGGUAUAUGGAGAAAGGAACGUGGAGCGAAAUCACCGAUAAGCCAAAGCUGGAGGUGUACAAGCCCAUAGACCGGCAAUUCAGGUCAGACAGCUUGGACAUCAUCGAGUUAGGAACGAGGAUAACAGGCCAAUAUAUUGUCAUGAAGUUCAAGAAACUUUUUAGCUACUCUUCCACAUGCUCAAAAGGCCCCGCGCCGAUCGAGCCAGAGCUCUACUUGAUAACUUAUCCUGAGAAGCUUGCCAAAGAAGGUAACGUGCCUGAUGAGAAGAAGAUCAAGGCCCUCACAAACCUACCAUUCCUCGAAGAAUGGGUCUUCAAACUUAUGAAGGACGUGGACUUCCAAGGAUGGGAGGUUAUAAAGAUCGGCGGCAUCACAUACGAAAAGGCCAAGGGAAACUACAAGAUCGAGGAUGGAGAUCCUGUGGAAAUUCCAGAGGGCGAAGAAUGGCACUCAGAUGGCAAAGGACGAUGGGCUACGUUUGGAGGUAUGUCGACACACUUUAUCGCCCGAAACGAGAGGGAUAUCAAAGAAGCUAAGGAAAAGGAUGGGGGAGCUGUGCCUAUCGACGAAGAUCUUGCGCACGGGAAUACUGGGGACAGUGGAUGGAUCACGAAAGGCUACGAUAUCGACAUCGGCUUCACUAAUUCUUCCGUCGUAGGGAAGGAACUCAUCAAGGCAUUGGCCAGACACCCCGACCUACCGAGAUGGGAAGUCGUGGACCUGAGUGCCCUGAGCAAGAUCGCGAAGGAGAGAAUUCUGAACCACUACAACAUCAAGAAAGAGGACCUCUAUGAGCCACACGGACUACACGGACUGACAUACUGCGUAGUACUUUCCAUGCUCGAACUUGCCAAGUUGCACAAGAUACAGUACGAAUGGAACUCCGGUGCGGAUUGUUUUGUGAAGAUCGGUUACACGAACAAGAAAGUCAUCGCCGACAACGUCAAAUCUAUCUGGGAAGGGAAAAUACAUGUGGAGCUCAUCCUGGUAAAGAACCAAGAAGAGCUCAAGAAGCUCCGGGAGGAGGACGGGGGACCUAAGUAUCCUUCUCAACCACUUACAUACGAGGGUGAGGCCGAGGGUUGGAUUACAGACGGCAGUAAGUUCUACCUGCAACGUUCAAAUGAGUAG